Molecule: messenger RNA, 672 nt
Organism: Vicia villosa (hairy vetch)
Lineage: Eukaryota; Viridiplantae; Streptophyta; Magnoliopsida; Fabales; Fabaceae
Exons: 4
Coding region: 137-454 (105 amino acids)
Source: RefSeq, a predicted model, not a curated record
CACCAUUGCCGUGCUGAAGAGAUAACAACAAAAAUGGGGAUAUAUUCAUAUAGAGCUACUGCAUAUAUUGAUCUAAAAACAGGCUUUUGUUGUAAUUUUUAAUAGUUUUUAGCUGAAAAUAAGUUCUGACUCGGUGAUGUGCACCGAAUACCGACAGGAGAAGAAAGAACUAAUUGAAACAUUAUAUAAGGAUAGAAAACUGUCUAAUCUUCCUAAGAUAACCCAGCCUACACUAAUAAUCUGGGGAGAACAGGACCAGGUAUUCCCACUGGAAUUAGCACACAGACUGAAAAGGCAUCUAGGCGAGAAUGCACAACUAGUUGUUGUUAAGAAUGCAGGGCAUGCAAUCAAUAUGGAGAAGCCCAAGAAACAGUAUAAGAUUUUAAAAUCCUUCCUCAUCGAUUCCGUUACUCCAUCGCAAGAAAAUCAUAGUAAUGGUCCCAAACUGGAUUAGUGUGGUCGACUUAUAGAAAAUAUAGAGAUUCAGUUACAUUACAGCUAUGUUUGUGUAUCUAUUUUCUUAUUACAUAGUAAACAGCCAUGCUGUAUAUUUUCUUGCAUGGGAUAGGGUAGAUGAAGCUUGUAAAGAUGGUUCUGAAAAGAGAAAGAUUACAUAAAGGUGUGGAUGUAAAUGAACAACAGAAAGAAAAUUUUAGGGAUCAACCACAAUAA